AUGAAGUUGGUAGCCUUGCUUGUUUCACUACUCUUGUAUGUGACUACAUUACAAUAUUCUUCACUUAAUGUUGCUUCUGACUCUGCAGCAGAGGCACUGGCACUCCUCAAAUGGAAAGCCAGCAUUCAAAACCAAAACCAGUCUGUUUUGCCUUCUUGGAAUAUUUCUACUGCUACUGCACCCAAUACUUCCACCCACCUGAAAACAAAAACAAAUCCAUGUGCUUGGUUUGGAAUCCAUUGCCGCAAUGCUGACACCAUUAUGAGGAUUAACCUCACUGGCUAUGGUGUGAAAGGUACGCUCCAUACAUUUCCAUUCUCAUCUUUGCCUAAUCUUGCAGAAUUAGAUCUUAGUUUCAAUGAACUCUAUGGCACAAUCCCACCUCAAAUCAGUCAGCUCUCUAAAAUCACCUACCUUGACUUAUCGUCCAAUAAGUUGUCCGGGCAUAUCCCACCUGAAAUUGGCCACCUUAUACAUCUUGAGACCCUCCACCUUGCCGAAAAUCGGUUGAAUGGCUCAAUUCCUCAAGAAAUUGGUCAGCUCAAAUCGGUUACGGAGCUUACCUUGUCCACCAACAAUCUAAUUGGUUCCGUUCCUGCUUCUCUUGGUAACUUAAGCCAACUUGUGACCUUAUGUCUGGAUGAUAAUUUCCUUUCUAGUCCCAUUCCUCCAGAAAUGGGAAACAUCACGAAUUUGUUUGAAGUUCACAUGGACACCAACCAUCUAACAGGUCCCAUCCCUUCCACUUUUGGAAACUUGAAAAAGCUAUCUGUGCUUUACAUAUUUCACAAUCAUCUUUCUGGAUCCAUCCCUUCUGAAUUAGGGUAUAUGAAAUCUCUCACUGAGAUAUGUCUUUAUCAAAAUAAUCUAUCUGGUUUGAUCCCGACCUCAUUAGGUGACUUGAGACUCCUUACACGUCUCCAACUUUAUGAUAAUCAACUUUCUGGUCCCAUUCCUGAGGAAAUAGGAAACUUGAAAGCCCUUGUUUAUCUAGAGUUGAGUCAAAAUCAACUCAAUGGUUCAAUUCCUGCUUCAUUUGGUAAUUUGGGAAACUUAGAAACUUUGUUCCUCCGAGACAACAAACUUUCUGGUUCCAUACCUCAAGAAAUAGGAAAUUUGAUGAAAUUGACCAUGUUGGAAUUAGACCAUAACCAACUGACCGGCAAUUUGCCCCAAAACAUUUGCCGUGGUGGAACACUUCGAUACUUCACAGCAAAUGACAACCAUCUUGUGGGGCCAAUCCCUGAAGGGUUGAAAAAUUGCACGAGCUUGCUUAGAGUCUACCUUGGAGGAAACCGACUAACUGGGAAUAUAUCUGAAGAUUUUGGCGUUUAUCCCAGCUUAAAAUUCAUUGACUUAAGUGACAAUGAAUUUUAUGGUGAAGUGUCGUCUAAUUGGGGGUUGUGCAAAAGUUUACAGGCCCUAUCUAUUGCAAGGAACAAUAUCACUGGCAGAAUACCACCUGAGAUUGGAAGCUCAAGUCAGGUACAUCUCCUCGAUCUUUCCUCCAAUGAUAUAGUUGGGGAGAUUCCAAUGGAAAUUGCAAAGUUGACUUCUUUGACUGCGCUUUGUUUGAACGGGAAUCAACUUUCUGGUGGUAUACCCCUGGAACUAGGACUUUUAUCUAACCUUUUAUAUCUUGACUUGUCUGCAAACCAACUGAGCAAGUCGAUCCCUGAAAAUAUAGAGAAUUUGUCCAAAUUAUACUACUUGAAUUUGAGCAUCAACAAAUUUAACCAAAGAAUUCCGAUUCAAGUAGGCAAGUUAACUCAUCUGAAUCUGCUAGAUUUGAGUCACAACAUGCUUUCAGGGGAGAUCCCAGUGGAAUUUCAUUCUUUGCAGAGCUUGUCGGUUUUAAAUCUUUCUUACAACAAUCUCUCUGGUGAAAUCCCAGCCUCUUUUGAGCUGCUCCAUGGCUUGUCCUCUGUUGACAUAGCAUAUAACGAGCUGCAGGGUCCCAUUCCCAACAACCAAGCAUUUCAAAAUGCUUCAAUAGAAGCAUUACGAGGGAACAAAGGUUUGUGUGGCAAUGUUAGCGGGUUGCCACCUUGCACACCUUUUUCUAGGAAGGGUCAAAACCACAAGACCCUCUUCACAGCUUUAUUCCCUCUUUUGUCACUUGCUGGUCUCUCAAUUUCAUCAGUUGCAUUGUUUUCCAUCUUCAAAAAGAGGAAGAAAAAUGCGGACGAAGAACGACAAAUCAGUGUGAGUGAUGAAACUUUUUUCUCAAUAUCUUCCUUUAAUGGAAAAGUACUAUAUGAAGAGAUCAUUAGAGCUACCAAGGAUUUCGAUGCUCAAUAUUGCGUCGCGAAGGGAGGCAAUGGAAAUGUAUACAAAGCAGAACUGUCAUCGGGUGACACUGUAGCCGUGAAGAAAGUCCAUCCAUUGCAUAGUGGUGAAAUGGCAGAUCAAAAGCAGUUCCUAAAUGAGGUAAGGGCAUUAAUUGAAAUCCGCCAUCGAAAUAUUGUGAAGUUCUACGGUUUUUGUUCCUUUGGAAAGCAUUCCUUCUUAGUUUAUAAGUACCUCGAAAGGGGUAGCCUGGCUUCUGUUCUAAGGAACGAUGAAGAAGCUAAAAAAUUGGACUGGGAUAAGAGGGUGAAUAUUGUAAAAGGUGUAGUUAACGCCCUCUCUUAUUUGCACCAUGACUGUUCACCACCGAUUGUUCAUCGAGAUAUAACGAGCAGCAAUGUUUUGCUUGAUUCGGAGUUUGAAGCUCAUGUUUCAGACUUUGGCACUGCUAAGCUUCUCAAUCCAGACUCAUCCAAUUGGACUAAUGUUGCUGGAACAUACGGAUAUAUUGCACCAGAGCUUUCCUACACAAUGAAAGUGACUGAAAAAUGCGAUGCGUAUAGUUUUGGUGUGCUGGCGUUGGAAGUGAUGAUGGGGGCGUAUCCGGGUGAUUUUCUCUCCAAUCUAUCGCUUUUAUCUGCUGAAGUGCACCUUCCACUGAACAAUGUGUUGGACCAAAGGCUUUCGCCUCCACUGCCAGAAGUUGAGAACAAACUCGUAUCCAUCAUGAAGGUGGCUUUUUCAUGUUUAGAUAACAAUCCAGAAUCUAGACCGACCAUGUACACUGUUUCUCAGCUCUUUGCCGACCGAAUCUAGUUGGUGCUAGGAUCCUUGGAUCUACAUCUAAGAGGCCACCCUUUAGAAAUGUUUGGUAAUGAUUGAAUGUUGUUUGUUUAGUUUUGUGUACGAUCAGAGGUAAAAGGACUAGAAUUUUGGUACCCUGAUGUCAUAAACAUUUUGGUACUCCAAUGAGAGCAGUUUCAUACCCUUGUGUGUAACUGUUCAUCAUUAAUUCUAUUAUAGUAAUUGAAUACAGAAAAAAAUGGUGCCCACCAAGCUACUUGUUCUUAGUUACAUGUAAGAAUAUAUAUUUCGUUUUGAAA
Molecule: messenger RNA, 3392 nt
Organism: Theobroma cacao (cacao)
Lineage: Eukaryota; Viridiplantae; Streptophyta; Magnoliopsida; Malvales; Malvaceae
Biological process (GO): protein phosphorylation
Molecular function (GO): protein kinase activity; protein binding; ATP binding
Source: RefSeq, a predicted model, not a curated record